Oikopleura dioica is the source of this 276-nucleotide messenger RNA. The record is from the annotation of a GenBank genome assembly. NCBI's taxonomy places the organism in Eukaryota, Metazoa, Chordata, Appendicularia, Copelata, Oikopleuridae.
AUGAACGGAACACGCAACUGUGCCAGACCGCUCAAGUGUCGACUGUGCUGGCGGCGCUUCAAGUACUCUGCCUGCAUGAAUGACCACAUGCGUUUGGACCACAAAGACACUAUCAUGCUCCUGGUGCAACUACGUCAGGCGCAAAGACGCGCUAAGGAGCAACUAGCAUUCCGGCAAAAGGUCGCCGAAAUCAUCGCCGCCAGUGUAGAGGCCAAGGAUGCCGUUAAAGAGCCCGUCCGAGUUUCUGUCAUUCGGCAAAAUCCGGUUGAUGUUUAA